Messenger RNA from Trifolium pratense (red clover), 2153 nucleotides. Its product is annotated as fatty acyl-CoA reductase 1-like. Bases 1 to 1503 code for a protein of 500 amino acids. Gene Ontology annotation, cellular component: intracellular membrane-bounded organelle. The record is from RefSeq and is a predicted model, not a curated record. The transcript has 11 exons. Gene Ontology annotation, molecular function: alcohol-forming very long-chain fatty acyl-CoA reductase (NADP+) activity. Lineage: Eukaryota; Viridiplantae; Streptophyta; Magnoliopsida; Fabales; Fabaceae. Gene Ontology annotation, biological process: suberin biosynthetic process; long-chain fatty-acyl-CoA metabolic process.
AUGAACUCAGCUGGAACCACUAUGCAAGACUUUCUCAAGGGAAAGACCAUUUUAGUGAUUGGCACAACGGGCUUCUUAGCGAAAGUUUUUGUGGAAAAGAUACUACGUAUUCAACCAAAAAUACAAAAGCUUUAUCUUCUUGUAAGAGCUUCAAAUACUGAUUUGGCGUCUCAUCGCUUGCAAAAUGAGGUCUUUCAGACAGAUUUAUUUAAAGUGUUACGAGAGAAGUUGGGUGAAGAUUUUAAUUCUUAUAUAGCAAAGAAGGUUGUGGCAAUAGCAGGAGAUCUUGGUGUUGAAAAUUUAGGAAUCAAAGACAAUAACAUUAAAAAUGUAAUGUUUGAAGAGAUAGACAUUAUAGUUAAUUCCGCUGGAAAUACAAAAUUUGAUGAAAGAUUUGACAUUUCGAUGAGUGUUAAUACAAAGGGAGCUUUACAUGUCUUAAACUUUGCAAAGAAUUGUCACAAAAUGAAGGUUCUUGUCCACCUAUCAACGGGUAAAUAUCUAAACCAAAAUACCUCAAAAUUAUCAAGUAAUGAAGUAAUUUUUCAAGAGAAACCAUUUGAGAUUGGUGAAUCUCUAAAAGGGACUUCAAAAUUAGACAUAGAGAUUGAAAUGAAUUUGUUGGAGAAAAAAUUAGAUGAACUCCGAGCAUUGAAUAUGGACGAAAACAAAAUCAAACAUGCACUAAAAGAUUACGGAAUUGAAAGAUCAAAUUUGCAUGGAUGGCCAAACACAUAUGUAUUCACAAAAGCAAUGGGAGAGAUGCUUUUAGUGCAUUAUAAAGAUAAUGUACCAUUGAUUAUUAUUCGUCCUGCAAUGGUAACAAGUACUAGCAAGGAUCCAUUUCCUGGUUGGAUUGAAGGUCAAAGGACUGUUGAUAGUAUGAUAUGUACCUAUGGUAAAGGGAAACUUCCAUGUUUUCUCGGUCAUCCGAAGACAAUUUUAGAUAUAAUACCUGCAGAUUUGGUCAUCAAUAGUGUGAUUGCAGCCAUGGUUAUUAAUUCAAAUCAAGCCCCUAAAAAUUUCAUCUAUCAUGUUUCUUCUUCAUUAAGAAAUCCGCUCAAAGUUUCUGAUGUUCACAAAAUUUCCCAUCAAUAUUUCAUGAAAACCCCUUACAUAAACAAAAAUGGAAAGCCAAUAGUCAUCUCCAAGGGAAUUGCGUUGAAAAGUUUGUCUACUUUCAACAUUUAUGUAACAAUUCGAUAUGCCCUCCCACUUAAGGUCUUUAAUUUGGUAAACAACAUAAUUUGCCAUUCCUUCCAAGAUGUUUAUGAUGACAACUACAAGAAAAUAAGAAUGGUGAAGAAAAUCGCAAAACUAUACAAACCUUACGUGUUUCUUAAGGCAGUCUUUGAUGACACGAAUACGGAAAAUUUACGGAGGGCAGCAAAGAGCUAUAACAUGGAGAAUGAAGAACUCGAAUUUGACCCUACCAGCAUUAAUUGGACAGACUACAUGAUGAACACACACAUUCCUGGUCUUGUCAAGUAUGCGAUGAAAUAGUUUCAAAUAAAAAAUGGUUGGAAAGUGCUCUUUAGAGCGCUUGUAUGCGAAUAAAAAAUGGGUACUCCUAAGAUGGUGAAGUACUCAAUACCGGGUACGUACCAGUACCGGAUACUCCAUGGUACUCCAAUGUUAUCCUUAUUUACUUGGUUGCGAAUAAAAGGCAACAAUUUCGUUGAUGUUGCUAUUAAAAAAUGUUGUAUUGUUGUACCCAAAAAAACAUUAUUUAUAUUCAUUUUGUGUAACUUUAAAGUUAUAAUGAAUAACAAAUAUUAGGAUUGGAAUAAGGUCAAUUUCUUUGUACAACCUUAUUUACAAAAACAUCUUGACAAUUAAAAUAGAUAAAUUCUUGAGAAUGUUAUGAUUUCAUUGAAACUAUUCACAACCUUAAAUGCAAAGUCAAUGGUAGCUUUGGUGAAGUUGUGUUGAAGAUAGAUAUCAGUAAAGCUCGUGAUAGAGUUUAUUGCUAUUAUCUAUAAUGUAUGAUGUUGAAGAUGGAUUUAUGUGAAAAGAGUUCAUGUAUAUGGAAACGGUUAAUUACUUUGUAAUAAUCAGGGCCGGCCCAACAUAUUAUGUGGCCUAAAGCGAAUACAUUUCUUCUAUGAUAUUUUCGGACAUGAUGCUUAUAUAUAACAAAACAAAAAUUAUUU